UUACGUUUAAGCAAAGAGGAAUUGCGUAAUUCGCAGAACAACGCAGCUGCACAUCAGAUGUCUACAACAGAAAUAAACAACAACAACGGCGCCACACAGUUUUGCGCGCAGCUGCACAGCGUUCGGCGCCAGAAGUCGCGAAUUUCGGCGACAACAACAACAACGACAGCAACGGGAUCAACACAAACAACAACGGCGCCACACACUUACUCGAUUUGUGCACAGCUGCACAAAGUUCGGCGUCAAAAGUCGCAAAUUUGGGCGACAGCAACGACAACAAUAACAUCAGCAGUUCUGUAUGUCAAACUAUGGGCAGCACUGGAAAUGUAACGGACAGUACUGGAGAAGAGAAGAAUGAGCUAAUCGAAGUAAAAGAUCGAUCAGCCGUCUCGCUCGCACUCGCAAAGGAAGCUACGCUGGAGUUCGACGGAAAAUCAUGUGCACGCAUUUGGGUAAGCCAACUCAAAAGCGUCGCAGCCAUGUGCAAACUUGAUGAGGAGUCGCUUCGCAUGCUAUUGGCCAUAAAGUUAAAAGGAAACGCUCAGCAAUGGCUGCAUGCAAUUUCAACUCGCUUGCGUGAGCCUUUUCAAACGCUUUGCGAUCAAUUGAUAUUAGCAUUCGGCACUGGAGCUUCGAAGGCAGAACUACGACGAAAGUUUGAGCAACGAAAGUGGCAUCAAAAUGAGCGUUUUGCAAUGUACUUCGAGGAGAAGAUCGUUUUAGCACAAUCAAUUAAAUUGGACAACGAUGAGUUUUUGGAACAAAUCAUCGAAGGUAUACCGUCGCUGAACUUGCGCAACCAGGCGCGCAUUCAAAGAUUUGGGGAUCCAAAGCAGAUGUUACAAGCCUUUGCACACAUACGCCUUCCGAAGUACGGUGCAAUGGAAGGUACUAAGAGGACGACGGAGAACAACGACAAGCGAUGCCACAACUGCAACUCCAGGGGUCAUUUUGCUAAGGAAUGCCGCAAGCGAAAAAGGGAGCCUGGAUCAUGUUAUGCUUGCGGAGAGAUGGGCCAUUUCAUAGCAGAAUGCAAAAAGAAGAAGAGUGUUGGUGUACUCAGCAAAAGCACCGGGUUCGACAACAGUUAUGCUCGCCACAGGCAAACGGCCAAGUCGAACGAAUAAACAGGAGCAUUGGGCCAAUGCUAGCAAAGCUUUCGGAACCAGAAAAGGGAAUUCAUUGGGAUUCGGUAAUAGAGACGGUCGAAUAUGCACUAAACAACACAAUACAUCGUAGCAUAAAACAGGCUCCUAGCAAAAUGUUAUUCGGAGUAAGUCAAAAGGGUAACAUUAAAGACGAGCUUAGAGAAAAACUUGAAGAGAUGGAUACAGUAACUGACACGAGAGAUUUAAAACUCAUUAGAAGUGAAGCAAAAGAAGUGCAAAGAAAGGCACAAAAUUACAAUGAAACAUAUUACAACAAAAGUAAGAGAGAAGGUAAAAAAUACAAAAAAGGGGACUAUGUAAUGGUAAAAAAUUUUGACGCAACAGUAGGAGCAGCGAGGAAACUGAUUCCAAAAAACAAAGGGCCAUACGUGAUUGCUAAAGUUAUGCGAAAUGAUAGAUUCCUUAUUAAAGAUGUAGAAAAUUUUCAAGUUUCACGAAAUCCUUACAAGGGCGUUUGGAGUAUCCAAAACAUAAGACCAUGGCUUGGAAAUAAAUAUAAAAGAAAGAAAUAAAUAAUAAGUAAAAAUUAUAUACUAUUAAGUAACUGUGCAAUUAAUAAACAAAAUAAUAGUAAGUGUAUUAAAUAAGAUUUAUUUAUAUUUAUAUAGACAUAAGACUACAAAUAGUUAUUCUUUGUAAAGUCAAGAUCAGGAGAUCUAGUUCGCAGGAUGGCCGAGUUGUAGUAGGACGUGUGCCUACACACACAUACACACAUAUACUCUAACUUAACGCUCUCUCGGCUAUCCGAACUCUCUCUCGAUAUUGGCUCUCUUUAUCAUUUCUCUCAUUCUAUUUCACAAUUCUAUGAUAUACAUAAUUAAGCUACGCGGUCAGUCUUGAUCGAGCAGCAGAAUAAAUCGGACG
Molecule: messenger RNA, 2033 nt
Organism: Drosophila sulfurigaster albostrigata
Lineage: Eukaryota; Metazoa; Arthropoda; Insecta; Diptera; Drosophilidae
Exons: 2
Coding region: 309-1127 (272 amino acids)
Molecular function (GO): nucleic acid binding; zinc ion binding
Source: RefSeq, a predicted model, not a curated record